Molecule: messenger RNA, 3266 nt
Organism: Thunnus maccoyii (southern bluefin tuna)
Lineage: Eukaryota; Metazoa; Chordata; Actinopteri; Scombriformes; Scombridae
Gene: mgat4b
Product: alpha-1,3-mannosyl-glycoprotein 4-beta-N-acetylglucosaminyltransferase B
Exons: 15
Coding region: 94-1737 (547 amino acids)
Biological process (GO): protein N-linked glycosylation
Cellular component (GO): endoplasmic reticulum; Golgi stack; endoplasmic reticulum-Golgi intermediate compartment
Molecular function (GO): acetylglucosaminyltransferase activity
Source: RefSeq, a predicted model, not a curated record
CUACCUGCCUUUCCCCCCCUCCCUCCAUCCCCCCUCCUCCUCCGUCCCUCUCCUCCCCCCUCUCGGUGCGGACAUGCUCCCGGGGCUCCGGAGAUGAGGCUCCGAAAUGUCUCCUUCCUGACGGUCUUGUUGUUCGGGCUGUGCGGGCUGGUCUCCCUGUCCUGGUACACCGCCUUCAGCAGCUCCAGAGGAGAUGUGGUGGAUAUCUACCAGAGGGAGUUCCUGGCGUUGAGGGAGCGUCUCCACUCAGCUGAGCAGGAGAACCUGCGGCGCUCCAAAGAGCUGAACCUGGUCCUGGAGGAGAUCAAGAGGGCCAUCGCUGAGAAGCAGGCGCUGAGAGACAUCAACCGCACCUGGAGCAGCCUCUCCGAGGAGACCAGACUGAAGUUGUGGAAUGUGAGCACCAGUAAGAACGUGCUGCAGCUUCCCUCCAUCUUCCAUCAUCUUCCUCACCUGCUGAACCGAGAGGACAGCCUGCAGCCCGCCGUGCACCUGGGACAGGGACGCACCGGAGUCUCCAUAGUGAUGGGGGUUCCUAGUGUGAAGAGGGAGGUCCACUCCUACCUGACCGACACGCUCAGCUCUCUGAUGUCAGAGCUCAGCGCUGCCGAGAAGGACGACUGUGUCAUCGUUGUCCUCAUCGCCGAGGCUGACCAGCAGUACGCCAGCAGUGUAGCAGACAACCUGAAGCGCCUUUUCCCAGCAGAGAUUCAGUCCGGUCUGUUGGAGGUCGUCUCUCCGUCCGUCCACUUCUACCCGGACUUCUCUCGUCUCCGAGAGUCCUUCGGAGACCCCAAGGAGAGAGUCAGGUGGAGGACGAAGCAGAACCUGGACUACUGUUUCCUGAUGAUGUACGCUCAGUCUAAAGGAACUUACUACGUCCAGCUGGAGGAUGACAUAGUCGCUCGUCCAAACUACUUCACCACCAUGAAGAACUUUGCGUUGCAGCAGCCGUCGGAGGAGUGGAUGAUCCUGGAGUUUUCUCAGCUCGGCUUCAUCGGGAAGAUGUUCAAGUCUUUGGACCUGUCGCUCAUCGUGGAGUUCAUGCUGAUGUUCUACAAAGACAAACCCAUCGACUGGCUGCUCGACCACAUCAUGUGGGUCAAAGUGUGCAAUCCGGAGAAAGACGCGAAACACUGCGACCGGCAGAAAGCAAACCUGAGGAUUCGGUUCAAACCGUCUCUCUUCCAACAUGUCGGCACUCACUCGUCUCUGGCUGGAAAAAUACAGAAACUCAAGGAUAAAGACUUUGGGAAACAAACCCUCCAUAAGGGUCACGCCAACCCGCUGGCAGAGGUGACGACCAGCCUGAAGACCUAUCAGCACUUCACCCUGGAGAAGGCCUAUCUAGGCGAGGACUUCUUCUGGGCUUUCACGCCCGUAGCGGGGGACUUUAUACGGAUACGAUUCUUCACGCCUGUCCGCAUUGAGAGGUAUUUCUUUCGGAGCGGGAACAUCGAGCAUCCAGGAGACAAACUCUUCAACACGUCAGUGGAGGUUCUGCCGUUCGAUAACAUCCAGGCAGAGAAAGAGGCCUUGACAGAAGGGAGGGAGAAAACGCCAAAGUACCAUCGGACAGAAGACGGAUUCAUUAGAAUAGGAACGUUCCAGAAUGGGAUCGCGGAGGGGGAGGUCGACCCCACCUUUGGGCCCCUGGAGGCCAUGCGUCUCUCAGUGAUAACGGACUCACCGGUCUGGGUGAUCCUCAGCGAGAUCUUCAUAAAGAAAGCAGAGUGAAGCUCCUCUCCCCUUCAGCGAUACCUCAGCACCUCCGAGCGUCCGAGCGCCGAGCUGCUCGCCAGCUGCCGUCCCGCUCACCAGUUCCCCACCGCGGUGCCACAGCGCCGCCUUCUGGCCGGACCUCGCCACUGCGGGGCUGAACAGACGAGAGACUGAACAAACAGACCACACAGACAGACAGACAGACAGACAGAUGAUAACAGGACACGCAGGAAAAACCUGUCGCCUGGUUUUGCACAACGCGCAGAAAGAGAAAUUCCUCUCAGACGAUGCUGUAAUUAAUCAUGAAACCUGUAUUUAUGUGUACAUACAGUGAGGUAAAUGUUGAAAACACUGGUAACUGUCAAGGCGGUGGCGAGAGCACCGUGCCACCUCUGAUGAUGAAACUGUCGCUUCAAAAGACUCAAAGGCCUCUUUCUAUCUGCAGACGGCCGGUCCGGACCUUUCUAUCAACACUAUCCCACCAGUUAUACCCCACAGUAACCAUGUAUGUGCAUAUAUGCAUAGAAACACACUAUCAUAUGAAUGCCCUCAGUGUGUUGAUACGUGUCUGUAGUUGCUGCUCGGGGGUUGACGAGUUGCCUUAAACAAAGACGAAGAGCAGAUUUACUUCAAACAGAAACGACCCCGGAUCCAAAAAUGUAGCAACCACCGAUACCCAGAAUCCUAUGCUGCGACCUCGGACCUUCUCACACAGCGUUUAUCAUUGUGGCUUGACACUACUGACGAUGGAAGAAGGCUGGUAUUUAGUGUUUUUUUUUUUUUAAUGAUUCACUUUAUUUUAAGUUAACUGAGGCCUUGUCACUGAUGACUGCUCUGUGUUCUACUUCGCAGUACUUUAAUUUACUCUGCUGUGCUCUAUAGUACUCCACUGUACUGUAGUUUUUUCAGUCCAGUGCAAAACGUUUCUUUCUUUUCUUCAGUCUCUCAUUGACAUGUUUGGUAAUAAAUAGUAAAAUAAUAAAAAUUCUUCAACCGGUUUAAUUUUCAUUUCUCCAUAAAGACGCUUUCAGUCAUCCACUGGGACUUUGGUUUGUAGUGGGAGACUCAUGUUUGUUUGAAUUUUUGAUAAAUUGUUCCCUGAAAUUACUAAUUUGUGCCUUUUUAUAUCCUUAAUUUGUUCCUGAAUCAAGUUGUUUCCUUCAGUCUGUGUCCUCGUCACCUCCACACUCUCACUUUAGACCAAUUUAAUUUAAUCCCGUUUGAUUCGGAGCUUUGACUGAGGUAUGUAGAUCUACGGUGUGUGGCCAAAAGUAAGUGGACAGCUGUGUCCUACUCUUGGUCUGUCAGCGUACAGUCAUAUUUUAGACAGCGUUGUUUGUGUUUGUCCCUUUCUUGUUUCAACAUGACACAGAGCAGCUGUGAAAUGGUUUUUCCCAGUUUGGUGUGGAAAUCAAUCCCAUCACGAGCCAACCAAACUAACAAACAAACAAGGAAACAGGAAAGAAUGCUAAACUAAUCAUUGUGAAUAAACAUAUAAUAAUAACAGUUCACCGAUCAGCUGACAAUAAUCCUGUAAAAACAAA